Molecule: messenger RNA, 3096 nt
Organism: Emericellopsis cladophorae
Lineage: Eukaryota; Fungi; Ascomycota; Sordariomycetes; Hypocreales; Bionectriaceae
Product: putative ATP-dependent helicase-like protein
Exons: 2
Coding region: 1-3096 (1031 amino acids)
Cellular component (GO): cytoplasm
Molecular function (GO): ATP-dependent chromatin remodeler activity; ATP binding
Source: RefSeq, a predicted model, not a curated record
AUGGUCAACGAACGGGCGCCGCCAAAGGUACCACUCAAUACCAGCAAUGGGAAUCCCCAGCGCGCCGCCUCCCCCGACGUGGACGAUCUAUUCAGCCAGAUGGAGAGCAAGGGUAUAGGAUCCCCUCCGCCGAAAGCUGGCGUGCACGACCCUUUCACUGGCCGCCCCACGUUCGGGCACCCGACCAAGAUGCUUUCGUCCCUCAAGCAGAAGGCGAACGUCUUCAAUCCGAAUCGGGGGCGCCCGGAGCAUCACCUCAACCAGGCCAACUCUAGCAAGGUCCGCGGGCCGGAACCACCACGUUACCAGGAUCGCAAGGCGUCCCCCAAAAUGCCAAUGUUCAGUACACACAGCAGUGGAGUGGGCUCAUUGCCACCGCCGCCUGCCAGAGCGCCUCUUGGUGACGAGGUCUUCUAUACGGAUCCGAACAAGGCGAGCGACGAUCUGAAGAACCUGCUGGAGGGCGUCAUGGACGAAGACGAAGAAGAUGAACCAGGACAACAGCAAGACAAUGCCCAAAUUCCAAAGGACAAUGCUUCAAAGAACGAUACAGACCCAAAAAGCGGGUACAUUGAAGGCCUCAAGGUGAGGCUGUUACCUCAUCAGGUCGAGGGUGUCAGCUGGAUGCGCGGUCGCGAGCUUGGUCCGGUAAAGCGCGGCAAAGUGCCCAAAGGUGGCAUCUUGGCCGAUGACAUGGGUCUGGGGAAAACAUUGCAGACCAUCUCGCUCAUUCUGACGAACCAGAAACCGAGCAAGGAGGACAAGAAAUGGAAGAAGCACUAUGAGGGAAUCGAAAAGACAACCCUUGUGGUAGCCCCAUUGGCACUUAUCAGGCAGUGGGAGUCGGAGAUCGUGGAACGGGUGCUCCAUAGUCAUCAACUGAAAGUCUGCGUGCACCAUGGCCCGCAAAGAACAAAGAGAUUCAAGGACCUGGCCUUGUACGACGUGGUCAUCACCACGUAUCAGAUUCUUGUUUCUGAGCAUGGUAGCUCCUCUGCCGCUGAUGACGGCGUCAAGGCUGGCUGCUUUGGCCUUCAUUGGUGGCGCGUCGUGCUGGACGAGGCGCAUACCAUCAAGAACCGCAAUGCAAAGAUGACCAAGGCUUCGUACGCACUGCGGUCUGAGUUCCGAUGGUGUUUGUCGGGCACACCCAUGCAGAACAACCUCGACGAGCUGCAGUCGCUCAUUCGAUUCCUUAAGAUCAAACCCUACGACGAUCUCAAAGAGUGGAAAGCACAUAUUGAUCUGCCCAUGAAAAAUGGAAAAGGUCAUAUUGCUAUUCGUCGCCUGCACAGCCUGCUUCAGUGUUUCAUGAAGCGGCGAACAAAGGACAUCCUCAAGGAAGCAGGUGCCUUGAAUCCAGGCGGCAAGCCUUCCGAGGAAGGUCAACCAUCCACCACUGGCUUCAAGGUGACCGAGCGUAACGUUGUGACGGUAUCGGCGGAGCUCACAGCAGCUGAGCGCAAGUUCUACAGUCGUCUUGAAGCCCGCGCCAACGGCAACAUCGAAGCAAUGGAGAUGGGUGGCAAGAUGAACUACGCGAGUGCCUUCACCUUGCUGCUCCGUAUGCGACAAGCGUGCAAUCAUCCUAAGCUAGUCGCAGGGAAGUUAUCAAAAGACAAGGACGCCAUGUCCACGGGCACAACUCAAAAGAUCCAAGAGCCCGAUAUUGAUGCCAUGGCUGACAUGUUUGCCGGCAUGGGCAUUGAGACUGCCAAGAACUGCAGUAUCUGUGGCAACCAGUUGGACUCGGAGUCUAACCGGGCAGGGCGGGACAUGUGUACAGAGUGCCAUGGCGAUUUGGAGUACUUUGAAUCCCAAGAGGGCCAGGACCGCAAGGUUCAAAAGAAAAGGCUCAAGACCAAGAAGUCGAAGAAGGAGAAAGUAUCCAAAUCCCCCGCUCCGGCCAGACGACCAAGGAACCGCAGAGACGUCAUUGACAGUGACGACGAGGAAGAAGAGGGCAGUUGGCUGGUCGGCGACGGCGAGCGUGGCAGUCUGCGGCUUGGCAAGGCUGGCGGAGAGGAAGAUGAGAACUGCGAAGGUGGUGGCGACUCGAUUGGGCCCGACGACUCGGCGCUCUCGGUAAAUGACGAGGGCAAAAGCAAUCUGAGCAGCUUUGUGGUCGACGACGAAACUGCGAAAAAAGAAAAGGGCUAUAUCUCUGUGAAUGAUGCAGAAAGCGACUCGGACGAUGAUUCUCUUAUAUCGAUCUCCGCCAUCACCAAAAAGCUGGCCUCCCAGACUCUGGAGGAGAAACCUUUACCGGAAGAUUCUGCCUCCGAGGCAUCGCAGACAGAAGAGGCGGAAGAUGACGACGACAGCGAACCCGAUGGCUCGAGUGGUGUCUCGGAAUCCGAUGCCUCGGGUAUUGAUGAUGAUGACUACGACACCAAACGAUUUGCCCGUGCUACUGGCGUUGUUACUUCAGCCAAGAUCCGAGAGCUCAUCCGCAUCCUCUCCAAAGAGGUCGACCAGCACAAAUUCAUUGUCUUUUCCCAAUUCACGUCCAUGCUCGACCUAGUGGAGCCAUUCCUUCACAGUGAAGGGAUGAGGUUCACUCGGUACGACGGAAGUAUGAAGAAUGACGAGCGUGAAGAGAGUUUGCGAAAAUUGCGGAAAGAUUCGCGGACGAGGGUGCUGCUGUGUAGUCUGAAGUGUGGUAGUCUCGGUCUCAACCUCACGGCGGCAACAAGGGUUGUCAUCCUGGAACCUUUUUGGAAUCCGUUCGUUGAGGAGCAGGCCAUUGAUCGAGUUCACCGACUCACGCAGACGGUCGAUGUGACCAUUUACAAACUCAUCGUCACCGACUCAAUCGAGGAGAAGAUUGUCGAUCUGCAGAACAAGAAGCGGGAGCUCGCCGAGCAGGCCAUUGAGGGCGGCAUGAAGAAGAACGCUUUCAAGUUGGGUCUCAAUGAGAUUAUCGACUUGUUCAAGCCUGGCCAUCACUCGUCGGAACCAGUGGACCUGACGCAGCGGGAGCACGCACCCCGGCCGUCGUCGAGUGGGCUGUUGGACAGGAGGCGGGCACCAGCCGUGAGGGCGCCCUCUGCGGCAGGUCGCCAAGAGAGUGCUACUUUUGGGCGCAGAUGGUGA